Molecule: messenger RNA, 1608 nt
Organism: Diuraphis noxia (Russian wheat aphid)
Lineage: Eukaryota; Metazoa; Arthropoda; Insecta; Hemiptera; Aphididae
Gene: Trs33
Product: trafficking protein particle complex subunit Trs33
Biological process (GO): endoplasmic reticulum to Golgi vesicle-mediated transport; regulation of GTPase activity
Cellular component (GO): cis-Golgi network; TRAPP complex; trans-Golgi network
Source: RefSeq, a predicted model, not a curated record
UGUUACUAUUUAGUAUAUUUUAUAGUUAAUAAUUACUAAAUAAAUAGUAAUUACUAAUUUGUACGUCUYAUAAAUUAAAUUAUAGAACAAGUAUCUUCAUUGAUUUUAUACCAAUUGAAUGAUUUAAGCAUUCAAUCGUCAGUCGUUACUUUGCUACUUGUUAGUGUUUAAAACUAUUAAUUUUGUACAGUUACUCUGACUACAGAUAAUUGCAAAUCAUCAAUUUAAAAAAAAAGCCAUACUUCAACCUUGGGUUCUCGUUAAAAUAAUUGUUGAGAAAUGUCUGCAGAAGACGUUUUAUUUGAUUUGUUACACUCAGAAAUUGUAUCGUAUUUAGUGUCCAAGUCCUCUGAGGACGAGGAUUUAUCAAUAUUAGAACACUUGGGUUAUUCUUGUGGUUGGCGACUGAUUGAAAGAAUAACAAAAGAACUGCCAAGGUACAAAGAAGAGCUAGAAGUUUUAAAAUUUAUAUGUACAGACUUUUGGUCAUGUGUGUAUAAAAAGCAGGUGGAUAAUUUAAGAACCAAUCAUCAAGGUGUCUAUGUAUUGCACGACAACGAGUUUCGCUUUUUUAGUAAACUGUCAAAUGGAACGCAGUACCUUAAAUCUGCACCCAAAUAUGCUACAUUUACUUGUGGUCUCAUUCGAGGAGCUCUAGAAAAUUUUGGAAUUUCAAGCAUUGUAACAGUUGAAAUAAUUAGAAUGCCGUCAUGUAAAUUCCACAUACAAGUACUUCCGUCUUCGUCUUAAUAAUUCAUAUACUCAUAUGGAAAAUCAAUACUAAUGAUUAAAUUUAAUAUCAAUUUUAGAAUUCAAUUAAAUGGUUUUCCUGUACUACUAAUACAAACAAUUAUUAUUAUAUUCUAUGUAAAAUAAUAAUAAUUCAUUUAAUUUAUAUAAAUCAUUUUCAUUUUGAACUAUGGUUUUAAAUAAGACAAGUCUGAAAUUUAUCUUUGUCAUACCAACCAAUUACCUGGUUUAAUUGCAUACAAUUUUUAUCAGAAUAUGUGUAAAUACAUUUGCAUUAAAGGUUUUUUUUUUAAUAUUUAAACCACACCUAAGAAAUUACAAAUAUCUGAAAAUGUAGUUGUAUAAUUAAUUUUAAAAUUACAAAUAUCAAUGUAACUUAAGUUUGACAAUUAUUUAGAUAAUUUAAAAUUGAUUUAUUACUUAGUAUAUUUUGGCAAUUAAAAUAYAUAUAGUGGUCACUGUACUCCAAACAGUUGUUUCCAGUUCCAAUUUAUAUGUAUACUUAUUACUUAUACAGCAAAGAAUUUCUUWUAGACUCGCACACCAAUUGAAGUCAUUUUGAACCUAAAUAGGGAAAAUCRAAAGGAGUUUUAAUCAAAAAUUAAUUAGCUACUUAGCAUAUUUAAUUAUUACUAUAUUUUGAAUAAAACAAAAUUUCUCCUAUUAAAUACUUACACAUAUUUUUAAUAUUAUACAUUUUUUUGGGGCUUUGUUGGCUUAUUCGAUUAAUGGAUUCAAUUAUUCAAAUGGUCUGGUCCCAAUUUAUCUAAUAAGCAGCGACCAUAGUAUAAUCAACCAGUAUUUUAUUUAAUUUAUUAUUAAUACUAAAUAAUAGAUAAUAGCAGGCAUUAAGAUUUA